Molecule: messenger RNA, 2417 nt
Organism: Elgaria multicarinata webbii
Lineage: Eukaryota; Metazoa; Chordata; Lepidosauria; Squamata; Anguidae
Gene: FAM13C
Product: family with sequence similarity 13 member C
Exons: 14
Coding region: 130-1857 (575 amino acids)
Source: RefSeq, a predicted model, not a curated record
CACACACACACUCAUACACACCAGCAAUCGCUUGCCUUUUUCCAUGCCAUGUCUCUUUCUGUGUUGCGACUGCUGAAAACCAUUCAGGGAGACCCCGACGACCGCCAGCUUUUCUGAUCCUGGUCUCCGAUGUUUUCUUGCUUCUGCUUCAGCAUCCAGAACCAUUCCUUCAGCAGCCCUGCUUUGCCAGAGUGUGGCGAAGAUACAGAGUCUGUACAUGAGGACCAAACAACCAAUUCCAUUCACAGAGAUGAAAACAAGGAAAACUACCCAGACAAAGCUAUAGUCUUAGAGGAAAACCAGGCAGUGUUCCAAGACACUCAGACACCCUGUGAUGGCACAUUAAGGGUUGGAAUGGGGAACUUAAAAUCCAGAAAGCCCACAUCUAUUUCAAAAACAGAAAAUGGGAAAAAACAUGAAGAAAGCCAGGAGAUGGGAAAUACAUUGCCAUGGCUCUCGGACUGUCAGAGGAAAACGGGGACGCAAGCUAAUGAUUACACCGAGAAUGUGGCAUUUAGAUACCAGGAAACAGUCAUCAAGUUUCAACCCAGGACAGAUCAGAGUGCAUUCAUUUCACCAAAGGAAGCUACUGAACAUUUGCAGAACUUCACUGAGGAAGAAACUCCUUCGCCUCCGGCCUCAAAGGAUCUAGCUACUUCAUCAAUCCCAAGCAUCGUUCAAGUCGAUGGAGACAGUUGCGGAGAGCCUGUACAAGCCUACAAAGAGGGCCACACUGAUACAGACAAUGGACACGAAGACCAUCAUUCCUUAGGGACCAGCAGACUGCUGUAUCACAUUACUGAUGGAGAUAAUCCUCUGCUUUCUCCUCGCUGCUCUAUUUUUAGCCAAAGCCAGAGAUUUAAUUUAGACCCUGAAUCGGCUCCUUCCCCACCAAGUGCUCAAUUGUUCAUGAUGCCAAGAAGUUCUUCCAGAGGUAGCUGUGAUGACUGCAAAGAGCCCCAGACCAUAGCACAACUUACAAAGCACCUGCAAAGUCUUAAGAGGAAAAUCAGGAAAUAUGAAGAAAAGUUUGAGCAAGAAAAGAAUUAUCGGCCUUCCCACGCUGACAAAAUAUCAAAUCCUGAGGUAAUGAAAUGGAUGAACGACUUGGCCAAAAGUCGGAAACAGCUUAAAGAGCUGAAACUUAAAAUGUCGGAAGAACAAAGCUGCCCCUUCAAAGAACCUCAGAGGAAGCUUCAUCAGGAGAGCUCUAAAGAGAUGGUGAAGCAGGAUGCAGCAGGUGCUCCCCUGAGUCCAUCUGUAGAAGAAACCAUGGAGGCUGUGAUGAAACAAUUGAGGGAAAAGCAACAGCAGCUCAGUAUCCCCGAGAACAUUAAGAUAAACAAGCAAGAUAGGAGUCUGAUGAAACCCCUUUAUGAAAGAUACAGAAUUAUCAAGCAGCUCCUGUCGACACCAUCUUUGAUUACAACCAUUGAAGAGGAAGAUUCCGAUGAAGAUCACUCCCAGAGCAGCUAUGAAUUAUCCUCUGCUAUGUCCCUCAACCUGCCCACUGAUGGACAUCUGUGUCAUUCAGAUGAGGAGAACGAGCCCGCCUUCGUUUCACCCCUGGAUGAAAAGAAAGCAAUCAAGCAGCCUGCCCUGUCGAUGUCCAACUUGCAUGAGGCCACAAUGCCUGUGCUACUGGAACAUCUUCGAGAAGCAAGAGCUGACAAGAAAAGGCUAAGGAAAGUGUUACGCGAAUUUGAGGAACAGUUCUUCAAGCAAACGGGAAGGAGUCCCCAGAAGGAAGACCGCAUCCCCAUGGCAGAGGAGUACUCUGAGUACAAGCACAUCAAAGCCAAGCUCCGGCUGCUUGAGGUUCUCAUCAGCAAGCAUGAUGUCUCCAAAACCAUCUGAAGCCAAUGGUUUGCAAUAGUAAAAUGCCCUGGUGUGGGAAUAGACUAGAGAGAGAGGGAGGGAGGGAGGGAGGGAGAGAAAGAGAGAGAGAGAAUUACACAGGUCUGGUUCUUUCUGCACAAUGAUUUAACACCUUGAAAUUCUGAUGCACUUUAUUAAUGUUAUGCCGCUGCAGGUGAGCGUGUGAGAGAGAUUGUAGCGGGUGUGAGAAUGCAGGAGGAAGGAGUGAUUGAAUGGAGGACUGCUUCUACUCUGUGAGUCAUUGCCUAUUUCUGGACCCAGUUUUUCCUCUGACAGGUUUUCCCUCGCCUACCCCAAAGGAGGCAGCCAGAUGCAAAUCCAGGAAUCUGGAUUAGGGGGGGGAACCACCUGUUUCUCUGAAAGCUCCACUGGAAGGCGUUUUCAGGCAGGUGAUGUUACUCCAAGAAGCAUACUAAAGAUAUGGGAAGGACAAUGCAACCCUCUAAAUAGGGUAACCCAUUUUCUUCUCUUCAUUUUUCUGGCCCAUGCUGUGCAAAGGGGGAAACAUAGGCAUACUCUACGGCUCCUGAGCUGACCAA